Messenger RNA from Cotesia glomerata, 2467 nucleotides. RefSeq names its product cationic amino acid transporter 4. The transcript is spliced from 6 exons. Gene Ontology annotation, cellular component: plasma membrane. Gene Ontology annotation, molecular function: amino acid transmembrane transporter activity. Lineage: Eukaryota; Metazoa; Arthropoda; Insecta; Hymenoptera; Braconidae. Gene Ontology annotation, biological process: transmembrane transport; amino acid transport. Bases 135 to 2114 code for a protein of 659 amino acids. The record is from RefSeq and is a predicted model, not a curated record.
CUUGCGUAGAAACCACCACUCACUCGCUAAUGAAAAUUUUUUUAUAUUUUUUCAUCUAUCCUCAAAAGCUAUAAGCUCACCAAUUUCAUCAAUAGUCACACUAUCAAUACACCGAGUACCUGAAAGGCUUUACAAUGCCUUCGGUCCGGAGGAUGAUUCUCGGGCAUGUAAUGUCUGGAAUUUGCUCUAAAAUGAAUCGAGUGAAACGUCUGGAUGGUGAUGGAAUGGAGACACCUUUAAAAAGAUGUUUGACUACUUUUGAUAUGACAUUUUUGGGUGUUGGUCAUAUGAUGGGAGCCGGUAUUUAUGUCCUGACUGGCCAAGUAGCUCAUUCAAUAGCUGGACCCGCAAUAAUAAUAAGUUUCGCAUUGGCUGGACUGGCAUCAGCUUUUGCCGCCUACUGUUAUGCUGAAUUCGGUGCUCGUGUCCCAAAAGCUGGAAGCGCUUAUGUCUACACUUAUGUGACAAUUGGCGAGUUCUGGGCAUUCGUAAUUGGUUGGAAUAUUAUUUUGGAACAUAUGAUAGGUGCUGCUUCAGUAGCAAGAGCUUGGAGUGGUUACGUAGAUUCAUUGACAGGAGGAACACUUAGCAAUCUUACAAGUGAUCUUAUGAGUGGACACGAGAUGAGCGCAUCUCUUGGCCAUAUACCAGAUCCAUUGGCUUGCAUACUCUGUCUAGUAUACGCUCUUAUUCUUGGCUCUGGUGUAAAAGUAUCAUCACGUCUGAAUUCUGUUCUUACUAUGGUCAAUCUUGGUGUUAUUGGCUUGGUGAUUGGACUCGGAUGUCAGUAUGCCAAUUUUGGUAACUGGACCGAUGAAAAACAUUAUGGGUUUAUGCCUUUUGGUAUUGCUGGUGUUAUGGCAGGUGCUGCGAAAUGUUUCUAUGCAUUUGUUGGAUUUGAUUCAAUCGCAAGCUGCGGCGAAGAAGCGCGAAACCCAAGCAAAAGUAUACCACGAGCAACAUCAUUUUCAAUGAUAAUUGUCGUGAUUGGUUACAUACUACUCAGCGGAAUGCUAACGCUAGUUGUUCCUUACUGGGAAAUAAAUCCAACUGCAGCAUUAUCUGAGGCAUUCGCAUCCCGAGGCGUCACCUGGGCUAAUUAUGUCAUCAGCAUUGGAGCGCUCUGUGGGAUGACAACGACUCUCUUUGGGUCAUUAUUCUCACUUCCAAGAAUAAUUUACGCCAUGGCCAGUGAUGGUCUAAUCUUCUCAUUCCUCGGUCGUGUCAAUGAACGAACACAGCUACCGAUUAUUAAUCUAGCCAUCAGCGGUGUCAUGUGUUCUGUAAUAGCUCUGCUGUUUGAUCUAGCACAUCUCGUAGAAUUCAUGUCCAUCGGGACUUUCCUUGCCUACACUAUUGUCUCGGCAAGUGUAAUUAUUUUACGAUACAGGCCCAUCAAUGAUAUUCCACAUUUUAUUCCAACAAAGACACAUGAAGCCGAAUCGCCGAGUGACACUAGUAGCACCAGCAGUCUAACAGAUUCAUCACCCGACGACUCGGAGCUUAUUGAGAGCCAAAAAGUUAAUCCUGUUGGCAGACUGAAGAAACAUUACGCUAAAUUAGCUAAUAUUAUUGGAAAUUGGGAACCGGGAACCGCUGUAAUGGCAGCGUUAAUAAUUUACAUUGCUGGAUGCAUUUGUAUUUCAGUACUUUUACUUGGUCUUACAUCACCGUUUGAUCAAGAACCAUCUUGGUGGAAUAAUUUACUCUAUUUCUUCGUUUCAUUGAUUAUGGUUGCCUGUUUACUGGUUAUUGGAGCACACGAACAAUGCCCAGCCGUUGAUGAUAAAUUCCGGGUACAUUUUGUACCUUUAGUUCCUGCAAUCAGUAUUUAUAUUAACAUUCUUCUCAUGAGUCAUUUGCAAUUACUUACGUGGCUUCGCUUCUUUGUGUGGAUGUUUCUAGGUAUUUUAAUUUAUUUCCUCUAUGGAAUUCAUCACAGCAAAGAAGCAGGUCCUAAUUCUUAUUCUGUUCUGAUGACAAGAUUUGAAGAAGAACAAGCUCAAUCGAGGAAUAAAGUUAACUCUGGCUUAAGAUUUAAACCAACUCGGUUAUUGAAUUCGAAAAAGAAUUCUGAUAAGCAACCUAUCCUCAAUUCCGAUUCAUAUCGUUAAAACCAAUUCAGUAUUAUUAAUUAAUUACUGUUAUUAUUUAUCAGUUAUUAUAUUUUAUCAAAUAUAAAACACAUGCUGGUACAUUGUAAAGACUGGAUUAUUUAAAUUAAACUUGUCACAAAUUGUAAUUGUUAAUUAAAAGUCGCUGUACGUACAAAUUGCAGUUCUAUAGAAAAAUAUCUACAUAUUAUAAAUGUGUAUCAAUUGCAUUAACUGUCUUCAUACUAUAAAAAAUGUAAUUAUUGUCUCGUAGGCCUAUUAAUAUUUAAAAAAAAAAAAAGUAUUUAUGAAACUGUUGAAACAAUUGUAAAUGAUAUAUAAAAUGUAUAAUAAAUCAUUAUUUUAUUUCGAUA